CCUGGUAGAACGGUACGCCCCUUGCGCGAUGAUGGGGCGGGGCCGCAGGCUGCAAGUUUCGUGCGCCGCGCGCGACCGCUGAUUGGAAAGCCGAGCACCCGCUCUGCAAAGAUGCUGCGGGCAGGACCACCUACCGCCGGCUCAUUCCAGACGGGAGAAGUCCACACCGGGACAACCAUCAUGGCGGUGGAGUUUGACGGGGGUGUCGUGGUGGGCUCUGAUUCCCGGGUGUCAGCAGGAGAAGCAGUAGUGAACCGCGUGUUUGACAAGCUCUCCCCUCUGCACCAGCGCAUCUACUGUGCCCUCUCAGGUUCUGCGGCUGAUGCCCAAGCCAUAGCUGACAUGGCCGCCUACCAGCUGGAGCUACACGGGUUGGAAUUAGAGGAGCCGCCCCUCGUUCUGGCUGCUGCGAACGUGGUGAAGAACAUCUCCUACAAGUACCGUGAUGACUUGUUAGCACAUCUCAUAGUAGCUGGUUGGGACCAACGUGAGGGGGGCCAGGUGUACGGAACCAUGGGAGGGAUGCUAAUUCGACAGCCCUUUACCAUCGGUGGUUCCGGAAGCUCCUACAUUUACGGUUAUGUGGACGCAGCUUAUAAACCAGGCAUGACCCUUGAGGAGUGCCAGCAUUUCACCACAAAUGCCAUCACUCUGGCCAUGAACCGAGAUGGCUCUAGCGGGGGCGUCAUCUACCUGGUCACCAUUACAGCUGCUGGUGUGGAUCAUCGAGUCAUCCUGGGAGAUGAGCUGCCAAAAUUCUAUGAUGAGUGACUGAUCCCACAGUCCCUCCCUUGUUUGUAAUAAAACUGUAUGGAACCAGA
Mastomys coucha (southern multimammate mouse) is the source of this 821-nucleotide messenger RNA. RefSeq names its product proteasome 20S subunit beta 9 (gene Psmb9). Gene Ontology annotation, cellular component: proteasome core complex. Gene Ontology annotation, molecular function: threonine-type endopeptidase activity. Lineage: Eukaryota; Metazoa; Chordata; Mammalia; Rodentia; Muridae. The transcript has 7 exons. The coding region runs from base 112 to 771 and encodes 219 amino acids. The record is from RefSeq and is a predicted model, not a curated record.